UCAGAAAGGCAGAGAGAAGUACGCUAAUUGGAAAGCUAUAAACGCGCUCCUGCACUCCUGCUGUGUCAUAAAGACUGUCUUGAUUCAUUGCUUUGAACACUACUCAAGCAAGCAGUAGGGUUAUUGUGUGUGUGAGUGAUUCAGAUCGUAUAAGUCUGUGCUGAGAGAUACUGCACUCCACAACUGAAGGACAAAGCCAGAAGAUGAGAUUCAGCCCGGUGAUAGUUGCUCUUCUCUGCUUCACCUCAUGGAUGAGCAUGGCCCAUACAACCAAUGGACCGGUGGCCAGCUGUUGUCCCCGGUGGUCUAAAACUCGAGUCCGACUUGAACUAAUUGUGGAUUACACCAAUCAGUCUGAAGGCAUCUGUCCAAUCAGAGCCGUAGUGUUUCAGACAAAGAGUGGAAAGAGGAUUUGCUCCGACCCUGACAGCGUCUGGGCAGAAAGAGCCAUUCAGAAGGUGGACAAGGAGAAAGGGAAAACAACAACGCAGAAGACGGGACUGAUUAAAGGCUCAACAAGCAACAUCACACCAGCACUGCACCAAUAAACGCACCACUGAAGGAAUGCUAAUGGAGGAAGGGGCAGAGAAAACGUGUGAGGAAUCACAAGACAAAUCAAAGUUACCACAGUCAGCAAACAUGACUCUUUCCAUCAGGUCCAGCUAAAUUGCAUGAAGAGUAAACAAACCUGAAACAAAAACAGCUUUUUAUACAUUAUUCUAUCUAUCAAAUAUUCAAUACAUAUUAAAAUAUAUGUUGAUCAUACCUUGUUGUAAAAAAUGUUUGUAUGUCUAUCAAAAGAGCAUCAUUUUUCAUUUGCCAAUAAAGUC
Messenger RNA from Perca flavescens (yellow perch), 830 nucleotides. Its product is annotated as C-C motif chemokine 4. Lineage: Eukaryota; Metazoa; Chordata; Actinopteri; Perciformes; Percidae. The transcript has 3 exons. The record is from RefSeq and is a predicted model, not a curated record. Gene Ontology annotation, molecular function: chemokine activity. The coding region runs from base 204 to 548 and encodes 114 amino acids. Gene Ontology annotation, cellular component: extracellular region. Gene Ontology annotation, biological process: immune response.